Messenger RNA from Crotalus tigris (Tiger rattlesnake), 9182 nucleotides. It is a transcript of the gene PALLD, whose product is annotated as palladin, cytoskeletal associated protein. The transcript is spliced from 21 exons. The record is from RefSeq and is a predicted model, not a curated record. NCBI's taxonomy places the organism in Eukaryota, Metazoa, Chordata, Lepidosauria, Squamata, Viperidae. The coding region runs from base 16 to 4170 and encodes 1384 amino acids.
UUAAAAUUGCUGAAAAUGAGAAAUGCUGAUCUAGGCAUGCAGGACAGAAGUUGUGAGCAGCCUGUCCCUCUCUCUGUAAUUAUGAAAGAGCCUCAUCGUUUUGAAAAAAGCCCUUAUGUUGGAAACUAUGAAAACAAUUCUGAGGAUUCAUUACGUUAUGAACUCUUUUAUGAUUCCCUAUCAGAUAUACAAGAUGCGGACUUUUCAAAUGAAUUAUCUGCCUUUCUUAGUCAAGAUGAGAUAAACAAAAGCCUUGAACUUGCUCAUCAAUCCAUUAAUUCUGUUGAAGAAAAGCAAGAGUACCCAUACUUGAACACUUCUUCACACUCACCAGAAAAUGCUUCUUCUGGGCAAGCCAAAGCACAUGACAGUUAUCCUUCCAAGAGAAAUUGCGCAACCAGCUCCACCUCCUUGUGGCUUUCAUCUCAAACUCCCACAGACCAGCAGGGUCAGAAUGCAUAUCCUCAUGGAAAAAGUGAUAUUUUAAAUGUUACUGGUAAACAAGCAAGUGCUUUUCCCCUGCUGCCUGCAAGACCCAGCUUUAUCCGAAGUCUCAAAAAUGCUAAAAGGCAUAGUUUAAAUACCCCAAAGGGGAACCCUAAAUCUAAAUCAAUUUUGGCAAGUAAUUUACCCUUGAAGAAUAAGCUAUGUGAUAAAGCUUCCACUUUGAUUGAAGAACUGUCUUCUAUUUUUCAUGAAGCAGCCAAGAUGAGAGUUGAGAGUCCAAAUGGAAAUUCUUCAUUUCCUGAUAGUGGAUAUCUUUCUCCUAAGAGCAAGCAAUUAGCUUUGUCAAAUUCUUUAAGGAAUUCAGUACUUGAAACAAGUUUAGAAAUCACACUAAAAAAUGAGAUCCCAGAAGUCACUCAGGUUAAAGAAUGUGUGCUCCAAAGAAAAGAAGGGUCUCAGAUGGGUGAGACUGUCUCUCAAAAUGAAGUUGCAAGAGAAAGUCAGAAUCAGUUAUCUCCCCCUCGAUUUAUCCAUAAACUGAGGAGUCAAGAAAUUGUUGAGGGAAGCAAGGUUCUACUUCAGUGCAGGGUUGCUGGAAAUCCAGUACCUCAGAUCAGGUGGUUCUGUGAAGGUAAAGAACUACAAAAUUCUCCUGAUAUUCAAAUCUGUUCUGAAAGUGGAGGAUUCCAGACACUCAUUAUAGCAGAAGCUUUUGAAGACGACACAGGGCGCUACUGUUGCCUGGCCUCCAAUUCCCUUGGCUCUAGUUCUUCUUCAGCAGAAUUAUUUGUUGAAGGUGCCAGUUCCUCUGAUUCUGAUAGUGAACAUUUCAAAACAAAAUCUGGAGCCAUGCCCCAGGCUCAGAAAAAAAGCACUUCUGUUUCCUUAACAAUUGGAUUGUCAGCUCCAAAGUCUGGAAUUACUACAGCAGUAAUCCAGCCUAUCUCUGUGCCUAAUCAGCAGAUUCAAAGUCCUACUUCACAUCUCUGCAAAUUAGAUGGAUCAAAACAUAUUCAUGCUACACCUAUUUUUACAAAGGAGCUUCAAAAUUCAACAGCAAAUGAAGGACAAGUAGUUGUACUUGAGUGUAGAGUAGGAGGAGCACCUCCCUUGCAUGUUCUCUGGUUUCGUCAAGGGGUUGAAAUUCAUGAUUCCCCAGACUUCCGAAUUCUUCAAAAAAAACCACGUUCUACAGCAGAACCUGAGGAGAUAUGUACUUUGGUGAUUGCAGAAACUUUUCCUGAAGAUGCAGGGAUCUUUGCAUGCACAGCAAGCAAUGAUUAUGGAUCAGUCACAAGCACUGCCAAACUGACUGUGCUGUCAGCCAAUUGCAAAAGCUUCAACCAUGAUUUGUCAAUGAGAAUACAGAAUGAGGAUAACUUUCAACAUUUCCCACCUCCAUCUUCACAUCUUGAGAUUAAUUCUGUGCAGCUUCCUCCAAAGUAUUCAGAGCACUCCAAGAUCAGUCAUCCCAGUUCAAGUGUAGCAUCUUCUGAAUUACAGCUUACCUCAGUGGAGAAGAAAACCAAUGGAAUUCAUCCUACCCAUGGAAUCAAUGGGAUAAUUAAUGGCAACACCAAAACUGACAAAUCCCACCCUGGUGGUCUGCUUUCACCUACAAAAACACCACCACCUGUGCUUGCUAAGCCAAAGCUGGAUCCUUUAAGAAUUCAGCAGCUACAGAACCAAAUCCGGCUGGAAAAAGAAGCAGACCAGUGGUGUCAUCAGAAGCAAGCUGGUUUCCUCCAGAAUCUUCCCUUGUCCCCAACUUUUCUCCCUCUAUCUUCAUUCCAAGAACUUGAGUCCAGCCAUUCUCCUUCUCCUGUGCAAAUGAGUAUUUUGAAUUCUCAUUCUGCUCCUGCCAUGCAGACAUCCAGUUCUUUCAACUAUGCCCGUCCUAAACAAUUUAUUGCUGCACAAAAUAUUAGCCCUGCUUCAAGCUAUGUAACACCAUCACCUGGCUCUUCCACAUCUAGUCUCCCAUCCCCAAUGUCUCCAACUGCUUCUGAGAAGCAGUUUGGUAAAACAUCUGUCCCCUCUUUCUCUCAGACUUUUGCUCCUGAGGAAGAGUAUCCGUGGUCUCCUUCCCCACCUCCUCCCCCUCCCCCUCCCCCUGUUUUUAGUCCUACAUCUACUUUUUUAGUGGCAGAUUCCUUUCCACUGCCACCACCUCCACCUCCUCUCCCAGCUUCUGUCCCCUCGCCUUCUCACAGUUUUUCUCCAACACCCAGAUUAUCCAGCUCUAGUCAGUCUCCAGCAGCCUUCCUCAGCUCCAUGCUACCAUCUCAGCCACCUCCAAUUUCGGUUAAUGCACUAGGACUUCCCAAAAGUGUUACACCACCGGGAUUUCCAAAAAAGUCAGGCAGAACUGCCAGGAUUGCAUCUGAUGAAGAAAUUCAGGGCACAAAAGAUGCUGUUAUCCAGGACCUGGAAAGAAAACUUCGCUUCAAGGAAGAUCUCUUGAACAACGGCCAACCAAAGUUAACGUAUGAGGAAAAGAUGGCUCGUCGAUUGUUGGGGGCUGACAAUGCUGCAACAGUCUUCAGUAUUCAAGAACCAGAAGAGGAACUUGCAGAACAGGGAACUGAUUCUGUUGAUGCUUCUAUAGUGACUCAUGAGGCUGUGCAAAAGGAAUACAAAGUCUCCAGUUUUGAGCAGAGACUGAUCAGUGAAAUUGAAUUUAGAUUGGAGAGAACUCCAGUAGAAGAGUCUGAUGAUGAAGUGGAGCAUGGGAAAGAUAUUCUUGAUGGCAGCCUGGCCCCAUAUUUUGUGACAAAACUCAAACACUACAAAAUAUUUGAAGGAAUGCCAGUCACUUUUAUAUGCAAAGUGUCUGGAAAUCCAAACCCAAAGAUCUAUUGGUUCAAAGAUGGAAAGCAAAUCUCUAAAAGGAAUGAGCACUACCGGAUGCAAAGAGAACCUGAUGGGACCUGCUCUCUCCAUACCACUGCCUCUACCCUCGAUGAUGAUGGGAAUUAUACUAUAAUGGCUGCCAAUCCACAGGGGAGAAUAAGCUGUACAGGACGAUUGAUGGUCCAAGCGGUCAAUCAGAGAGGACGCUGCCCCCGGACACCUCCUAGCCAGCCUCAUGUCAGAAGACCACGGUCUCGAUCAAGGGAUAGCGGAGAUGAAAAUGAACCAAUCCAGGAACGCUUCUUCCGACCACAUUUCCUGCAGGCUCCAGGAGAUUUGAUAGUUCAAGAAGGAAAACUUUGUAGAAUGGAUUGCAAGGUCAGUGGCUUGCCAACUCCCGACAUCAACUGGCAACUUAAUGGAAGAGUAAUACGUUCUGAUAAUUCCCACAAAAUGCUUGUACGGGAAAAUGGUAUACACUCCUUAAUCAUAGAGCCAGUCACAGCAAGGGAUGCUGGCAUUUAUACAUGUAUUGCCACUAAUCGAGCUGGCCAGAACACCUUCAGCCUGGAACUGAUUGUGGCAGCUAAGGAAGCACACAAGCCACCUGUAUUUAUAGAAAAACUGCAGAAUACAGGAGUGGCUGAGAGGUUUCCUGUGCGACUGGAAUGCCGGGUUUCAGGUAUGCCUCCACCUCAGAUUUUCUGGAAGAAGGAAAAUGAGUCACUCAUAUACAACACUGACAGAGUGAGAGAAGGUGCGAAGAAUUGCCUAGCCAUCGCAGCUACAGCCAGAGCCAGCCUGAUGUUAUCUCCCCUUUCCCACGAUGGACAACACCUGGAGAUUGGCCAGUUUGAACCGUCUGGAUGAACUGUGGGGUGGGGUUUGCUUGGGGACAUUUCAAAUUAUUGAUCUGAGAGGGAAAACCUCAGAUCCUGUCUAGUAUGCCUACUAUCAGCUUCUCCUAAUAAAUGUUCCUUCUGGAAGAGCUUGCUUCCAUGAGUUCUGCUUUCUUGGGAUGAGGUAUUGAAAUGGGUCCUGACAUUAGAUAGGAUCUGCAAUAGUAGUCAACCAAAAGGACGAAACUUGCCGGGGGACUUUGCAAAGUCUACCAUGUUGGACACUGGUGCAGAGAAAGGGGAAGGCACCGUGAAAGGGGGGGCCCUCCGGUCGGAACCCUGCCAGCUGUCCACCUCUGAAACAUCCUACACCUUGGAAAAAGAGGUGGUGGAGACGCAUAGCCAUAAGCCUCACUGAUCCAUGGGUGUAGGCAAGAAGGACGAGUGGGAGAAAAAGUUGAGAAAGGUGAUGCUGAGGUGAGGCAGCCACCAACCAGGAUGGAAGCAAGAGAUGGAGAGGUCCCUGUGUCUCAGCGAAGAUGAGGACAAUUGCGGGGAGCAGUCAAACUGGAUCCUGGAGAAGGCGAUUGACCUGAUGAAAUCCACCCUCCCUCAAAGAUAAAAAGCCCGAACCCUGCAGUCGCACUGUUACCUUGGGCGGCAGUGAAAGAGACACCGAGGGGGAGUCUGAAGCCGAGGCCCCAGGAAUGUCAGGUGAAGCAGCCGAGACCACAGCCGUUGUGGCGGCAGCCCCCACUCCCCUCCGCACAGUAGCUGCUGAUCGAGAUGGACGACACCACAGAUGGCAACAGGCGAUCCAUCCAGAAGUUCCCACUGCUGGACGUGAAGUUCUGAGGAGAGUCACAGCGCCUGGGGUUCUUCUUAACCCAAAUCCUCAACUACAUGGAAGAAUAUGGCCAAGACAUUCCCACCAACAAAGCUUGGAUCCGCAUUGUACAGGCGGCCCUGGAUGGCGUGGCAGCUGACUAGGUGGUAGACCUGCAUGACUUCGACGCCCCAGAGCUCCAGAAUUUCAACCAAUUCAUGUUCUCCCUUAUACGACGAUUUGAGGACCCGUUGGCAGACCGGAAGGCCCGCGAGAUUAAAACGGUGAAGCAGGGCAGACGGCCAGUGGCCAAGUACACCCAGGAAUUCUGAGCCAUUGCUAGAAAGCUGAAUUGGCCAGAAGACAUCCUGCUUAGCCACUUCAAGGAUGGGCUGAAUUACGACCUCUAUGCUGCCUGCCUUCCCCAGGGAGACCCACACCGAUUGCACAAUUGGUACAUCCUGGCAGAGGAAGCCAAGAUUGACCUGCUAAAGAGACAUCGCAGAGGGAAGCCGUGGAACCAACCACCCCCAAGCUGUCACAUGAGCCAGCAAGGUCUCAACCCACAGCCAAGAAGACCACCGGCUGUUUCAAGUGCGGGAAAGAGGGACAUCGCGCUGCAGAAUGCCGCUUGAGGAAACCCCAGGAGAAGGCCGACUGGACAUCAGCCAGGAAGUCGGGAAGGUCACCUGCCAAGCUGCGAGAAUCAGCCAUGAGGGGCACCGAGGCCAUCGAUUUCCCCCCUCCACCCAAUGGGGGAAGGGAACCCCGGUCUAUGCCGCGGGAGCAUCCAACUCGUCAGACGACAACUCCGAGGAUGAACCCCUGGUAAGUGGACCCAUCACGCCCCUCAUCCGGACAGUGUCUAUCCUAGCCCCCUCCAUGCCCAAAGCUGCAAAGGUUAAAGCCCUACUAGACUGGCUGCACGCGUUGUCUUAUUAGCCCAACGCUAGUGGGGACCCUGUGCAUUACGGUGAGGAGGCUGAAGAAACCAAUAUUCUUCAGUCAGUUGAUGGGUCCAUAGCAGGGGGAAUGCCAGCCACUCUAGCCACACUACCGAUCCAUCUUAACCUGGGGGACCACAAGGAGACUAUAACGUUCGUGGUGACCCCAGGCAAGGAGUGCCCAAUAAUACUGGGGUUGGCAUGGCUGAAGAAAUGGAACUCCCAAGUGGACUGGAAGAUGGCGGAACUCAGGUUCCCAAAAGAGGAUCAAAUGGGAUCGCUACCCCAGGGAGUUUCUGAGAGUCCCCCUCCAGAAAAAGCAGCAAUGGGGGAGGAAAAAGCAUUGCCCGAAAUACCCGAGCAGCGAGGAGCGGGCAGACGAGCUAUCCCCCCACAGACCCACAGACUGUGUGAUAGAAAUCAAGCCAGGAGCGAAGCUCCCAAAGCCUAGAUUGUACUCCAUGAGCCCCGAGGAGCUACGAGAAAUGAAAAAAAUUGUAGAUAAGAAUCUGAAGAGGGGGUUCAUUGAGCCAGCUUCCUCAAAAUAGGUAGCGGCCCCAGUCCUGUUCAAGGAAAAGAAAGAUGGUACAUUGUGCAUGUGCGUGGAUUAUUGCGCCUUUAACUCCAUAAGCGAAAGCAACCUGUACCCUCCCCCCCAUGAAAGACAUGCUGUCCCACCUAUUGAAGGGUAAAAUCUUCACAAAACUGGACUUAAGGGAAGCCUACUAUCGCGUUAGAAUUGAGGACGAGUGGAAGACCGUGUUCAACUGCCUUAUGGGAUGCUACCAAUUUAAGGUCUUGCCGUUUGGGUUGCAGGGAGCCCCCACAGUCUUCAUACAGCUGAUUAAUGAGGUACCGAGGGAGCACCUAUACAAAGGGGUCCUCAUCUACUUGGACGACAUACUUCUAUUUACGGAGACUAAAGAGGAGCACAUAAAAUUAGUCAGAGCAGUUUUGAAAAAAACUGAGGGCAGCCAACCUCUAUGCAAAACUAUCAAAGUGCAAGUUUCACAUACAGAGAAUUGACUAUCUGGCUACCGCAUAUCAACUGAAGGCAUAGAAAUGAACCCCGAAAAGGUCCAGGCAAUGCUAGAGUAGAUGCCACCCCGCACGAGAAAGCAACUACAAAGCUUCCUGGGGUUCACUAACUUCUACCAUAAGUUCAUCCCUUCUUUCACCCAGAUAGCCCUACCUAUCACAAACUUAUUAAAGACAAAAGGAGACACGGUAAAACCUAGUCAGCCACUAACCUGGACGAUGGAAUGUCAAGCCACAUUUGAAAGACUAAAAAGACUUUUUUCAGCUGAACCGGUCCUAAAACACCCUGACCCAGAUAAGCUGUUUGUAAUUCAAGCCGAUGCAAAUGACAUAGCAGUAGGAGCAGUAUUGCUACAGGAAAACGACAAAGGACAAUUGCAACCCUAUGCCUACACGUGCAGAAAACUCUCUGAGAUGGAGCAACAUUGGGCAAUGUGGGAAAAAGAGGUGUACGCUGUGAGGUGGGCACUUCUCACCUGGCGGCACUUCCUAGAAGGGAAUAAAAUCCUGUUCCAGGUCUGGACAGACUAUAAGAACUUGGAAGCCCUAAAAAUGCCUAGAAAACUCACCCCCAAACAAGCCCAGUGGUCACAGCACUUCCACCGGUUUACAUUCAAGAUCAAACACCUACCAGGGGGGAGGAAUUUCCUGGCAGACGUCCUAUCCCACAUACCCCAGUACAAUAGCUCCCGGCCAACCAUCUCCAAACCACUCAUGCCGGGAGCGCAGCUGGCAGCACAAGUAACCACAAGAGCUCAAGCGAAGCUAAAAUAGCUGAUAGCCAGCUAAGCAGGGAUUGAAUUCAGGAAGGCUCUAGAAACUGACAAAUAGUUCCAGAGCCACAAAAACUUAUGCACUAUCACUGACGGCUUGCAAUGGGUGGGGGAGAAGCUGUACGUCCCAAAAACCCAGGGGAUUAUAUUUAUGAAACUCUGCCAUGACACAAAACCAGCAAGUCACUUUGGAUGCGUGAAAACGCUGCAUCUAGUUAAAAAAACAGUUCUGGUGGCCAUCUAUGAAAAAGGACAUUGAGAGCUAUGUAGCCAGCUGCCCAUCUUGCGCAGCUGCUAAGGGACUGCUACAGCCAGUGGCAAGCCCCCUGGAAGGAAAUCUCCAUGGACUUCAUGGUAGAACUAUCUGAAAGUAGCGGAAACAUUGCGAUCUGGGUGGUCACGGACUUAUUCUCAAAACAAGUACACUUCAUCCCUUGUCCAAAAAUCCAACCACUAAAGCCUUAGUAAAGCUGUUUGUCCAGCACAUAUAUAGACUACAUGGGGCACCCGAACAUGUAAUAACGGACAGGGGGGUGCAAUUCACAUCCCUUCUGGGGACCACCCAGGGGCUGUCAUCUAGACAUCAUCCUCAGAUGAAUGGGAGGGACAGAACGUUCAAACUCAAUACUUGAACAAUAUCUAAGAUGCUUUAUUAAUUUCCAACAGAUGAACUGGACCGACCUGCUCCCUUUCGCAACCAUCCAAGAAACUAGGACCGAAAUAUGUGAGACCAUUCCCCAUCCAAAAGAAUCAUAAACCCAGUAAUAGUAGAGUUAGAAUUACCAAAAACCCUCAGGCAGAUUCACCCUAUCUUCCACUGCAGCCUACUAAAACGAGAGCAGCAAUCACCGUUACGACCAGCCAUCGCCCCACUGCCCCCUCCCAUUAUGGUUGAGGGGGAGCAGCAUUUUGAAACAAAAGAAAUCCUUGACUCCCGGAAAUACCAUGGGGUGACCCAAUACUCAGUAGCGUGGAAGCACCUUCCUUCCUCCCAAAAUGAAUGGCUGCACAAACGUCACGUUAGAGCCCCCAAACCAUUAAGGAAGUUUCACAUGGGCUACCCGAACAAACCAGACUAACCUCUCACUAUUUGUUUUGUCUCUCAACAGAUUGAUCUCUCAUAUUUUUAAGGGAGACAGGAUGUCAGAACUCAUAUCUGUUUGAUCUCAUACUUCCCUUGCUUCUCUCUCUGACCCAAAUUCCAUUCUCUUCUCUCCCUGGAUUCUGCCAUACUUCUAGAGGGGAGGGGAGGAAUGAUCGUGGGUUUAUUGCCUUAGCUUCCUCUAUUGCUUUCCUGCAUUAUUUCUCUGUGAUUUCCUCUCCUUAAACUGUCAACUAGAACAUGGCUUUUCAACCAGUGGUACGGGUAUCACCUGUGGUACAUUGGCACCUGGCAGGUACGCGACCAUUCUAGGAAAGUGGUAGCAGGGGAGAGGAAUGAGCUGAACUGGUGGCAGCAUCG